This is a messenger RNA of Pygoscelis adeliae (Adelie penguin), 1600 nucleotides long. It is a transcript of the gene RNF19B, whose product is annotated as ring finger protein 19B. Gene Ontology annotation, molecular function: zinc ion binding; ubiquitin-protein transferase activity; ubiquitin binding. Gene Ontology annotation, biological process: proteasome-mediated ubiquitin-dependent protein catabolic process; protein linear polyubiquitination. The record is from RefSeq and is a predicted model, not a curated record. NCBI's taxonomy places the organism in Eukaryota, Metazoa, Chordata, Aves, Sphenisciformes, Spheniscidae. Gene Ontology annotation, cellular component: ubiquitin ligase complex. The transcript is spliced from 10 exons.
AUGGCAGACAAAACCCUGGGCGUGUGGCACGCAGAAUCCUGUGCUUUCCACGCGUACCGCAGUCUUUCUUACGCGGUUAUUGCCUACGGCUGCGCCAGCUGCCCCAAGCUGACCUGCGAGAGGGACGGCUGCCAGACGGAGUUCUGCUAUCACUGCAAGCAGAUAUGGCAUCCCAACCAAACCUGCGACAUGGCCCGCCAGCAAAGGGCACAGACGCUCCGAGUACGGACCAAGCACACGUCAGGCCUCAGUUACGGACAGGAAUCCGGACCGGCUGAUGACAUCAAGCCGUGUCCGCGUUGCAGCGCUUACAUCAUCAAGAUGAACGAUGGGAGCUGUAACCACAUGACCUGCGCGGUGUGUGGCUGCGAGUUCUGCUGGCUGUGUAUGAAGGAGAUCUCGGAUCUGCAUUACCUCAGCCCCUCUGGCUGUACAUUCUGGGGCAAAAAGCCAUGGAGUCGUAAAAAGAAGAUUCUCUGGCAGCUGGGCACGUUGAUCGGCGCUCCUCCUGUGUAUGUUGGGAGGAAGAUCCACAGCAGGUAUGAGGGAAAGAAAACCUCUAAGCACAAGAGGAACUUGGCCAUUACUGGUGGGGUCACCUUGUCUGUCAUUGCCUCUCCAGUCAUCGCUGCUGUCAGUGUUGGUAUUGGAGUCCCCAUCAUGCUGGCUUAUGUCUAUGGUGUUGUGCCGAUCUCGCUGUGCCGAGGCGGUGGCUGCGGAGUUAGCACCGCCAAUGGAAAGGGUGUGAAAAUCGAGUUUGAUGAAGAUGAUGGACCAAUCACAGUGGCUGAUGCCUGGCGAGCCCUGAAGAACCCCAGCAUUGGCGAAAGCAGCAUUGAGGGGCUGACCAGUGUGCUGAGCACCAGCGGCAGCCCCACCGAUGGGCUCAGCGUGAUGCAGGGCAACUACAGCGAGACGGCCAGCUUCGCCGCCCUCUCAGGCGGUACCCUGAGUGGUGGUGUCCUCUCGGGAGGCAAGGGGAAGUACAGCAGGCUGGAAGUUCAGGCAGAUGUCCAGAAGGAGAUUUUCCCCAAAGACUCGGUCAGCUUGGGGGCUAUCAGUGACAACGCCAGCACUCGAGCCAUGGCUGGUUCCAUCAUCAGCUCCUACAACCCCCAGGACAGGUAGGAGGACAUGUGAUGGUGAGAAGGAGUGUUGGUAGUGGCCAACCCAAGUCACUACCAGCUGGCCAGCGGCAGCAGUACAGAGGACUCUCUGCAUGUCCACGCCCAAAUGGCAGAGAAUGAGGAAGAGGAGGAGGAGGAGGAAGAGGAUGGUGAGCAGGAGCAGACAUGCAAACACCAAAGCUGUGAGCAAAAGGACUGCAUUGCCAGCAAAACCUGGGACAUCACCCUGGCCCAGCCUGAGAGCAUACGGAGUGACCUGGAGAGCUCCGACAGUCAGUCGGACGACGUGCCAGACAUUACGUCGGACGAGUGCGACUCCCCCCACUCUCAGACUGCAGCAGUCUCCCCACAGACCCCCAAAGCUAGAGGUGCCGAGAGCCCAAGUGCCCACCCGAGCCACUGUGCCCAAGCUGAGGGCUGCAGGCUGGAUGAUAUAGUCAAACUGGAGUGCAUCGAAGCCAGAGUAUGAAGUG